UACCAUAUAAUCCCUAAAGUUUCAGCUCUUGCUCAUUCUUCAUUGUAGACUUCCUUGCUGGAUCUGUUCUCAUUGCUUGUUUGGGUUGAGAAACUUUCUGCCAUCUUAAUUUGUGUUUUGAGUUCAUUAAUUUUCUUGGAUUUGCUUAGAUAAUUGAGCAAGAAAAAACGAAACAGAGAAAGAGUGAUGGCUGAUCAGUGGAAGGAGCUUAGUGGUGAGAGGAACUGGGAGGGUCUCUUGAAACCUCUCAACGGUGAUCUCCAAAAGCGUAUAGAACUCUAUGGUGAAAGAAUUCAAGCUAUUUGUGACUCCAUGACGGAUGAUAAAAGACAUCCUACCCAUGAAAAGGAAGAUUUAUUUUCUAAAGUCAUCAUGAAAACAGACAAAUUUGGCAAGCUAUAUACUGUGACCGACUAUAUAUAUGCUAUGUCAGAUGUUCCUUCCUGGAUCGAUUGGAUUGUUAAGGACCAAUCUGCUUGGAUUGGUUAUGUGGCCGUGGCAACAGAUAAAGGAAAGGAAGUAUUAGGAAGAAGAGACAUUUUGAUUUGCUGGAGAGGAACUUAUUCUAAGGCCGAGUGGAUAAAAGAUUUUGAGUUCUUUCGGACCCAAGCGUCAAACAUUCUUGGGGAAACCCAUAACCCACUUGUGCACGGAGGAUUUCUCUCCCUUUACACGUCGAAAACUAAUGAACCCGAGUACAAUAAUUUGAGUGCCAGAGAUCAGGUGCUGAAUGCAGUGAACAGAUUGCUGAAUAUGCCUGACUAUAGAGAUGAGGAAAUUAGUAUAACAGUAACAGGCCACAGCUUGGGUGCAGCACUUGCAACAUUGAACGCAACUGAUAUGGUUUUCAAUAAGCAUAAUGAGUGCACAGGGUCAGACAAAAUAUGCAUGGUCACGGCCUUUGUGCUUGCAAGCCCCAAGGUUGGUGACAAGGGAUUCAAGAACGUCUUCAAUGGACUCAACAAUCUGCAUCUCUUGAAUAUUAGACAUAAAAGUGACAUUGUUACAAGAGUUCCUCCCUAUCCCUACAGAAAAGUGGGAACAAAGUUAAGAAUUGGGAGUUACAAGGCAGGAUUACGGAAACUUAUUAAGGAUGGAAUACCAAAACUUAAGAACAGGCAUCAAUUUCAAAGUUUGCCGCAACAUUUAUUUGAUAAAUGGUUUCAAUUUCAUAGUUUGCAGGAAUAUCUCGAUGAAGUCGCAGGACGGCGCAAAAAAUACUUGGCUGGUAAUAUCUCCUAAAUGCAAUGGGCGUUUGGAGAUUUAUUUCCCUCCUGAAGGAUUGGUUACAUCCUCCCAACACCUAAUAAUUAAUUAGUUGAGGAGUCAACAUUGAGGUUUCUUUUACUGUUUAAUUAAAGCUUUAUU
Pistacia vera is the source of this 1368-nucleotide messenger RNA. Its product is annotated as phospholipase A1-II 1-like. The coding region runs from base 187 to 1242 and encodes 351 amino acids. Gene Ontology annotation, molecular function: glycerophospholipid phospholipase A1 activity. The record is from RefSeq and is a predicted model, not a curated record. Gene Ontology annotation, biological process: lipid metabolic process. The transcript has 3 exons. NCBI's taxonomy places the organism in Eukaryota, Viridiplantae, Streptophyta, Magnoliopsida, Sapindales, Anacardiaceae.